This is a messenger RNA of Halteromyces radiatus, 1518 nucleotides long. Its product is annotated as squalene epoxidase-domain-containing protein. NCBI's taxonomy places the organism in Eukaryota, Fungi, Mucoromycota, Mucoromycetes, Mucorales, Cunninghamellaceae. Gene Ontology annotation, molecular function: flavin adenine dinucleotide binding; squalene monooxygenase activity. The record is from RefSeq and is a predicted model, not a curated record. The coding region runs from base 51 to 1442 and encodes 463 amino acids. The transcript is spliced from 5 exons. Gene Ontology annotation, biological process: ergosterol biosynthetic process. Gene Ontology annotation, cellular component: endoplasmic reticulum; membrane.
AUUCUUUAUAUCAUAUCUUAUUAUUAUUUACUUUGGAAGGAGAGAUCAAAAUGAAUCAUCACUAUGAUAUUAUAUGUGUGGGAGCUGGUGUAGUAGGGUGUGCUGCAGCAAAAAUCUUUGGAUCCGAUGGUAGAAGAGUACUUGUAUUGGAACGCGAUUUGACAGAACCUGAUCGUAUUGUUGGUGAACUUAUGCAACCAGGUGGAAUGGAUGCUUUGAAAACAUUAGGACUUGAAGAUUGUACUGAAAAAAUAGAUGCUGUGUCUUGUUUUGGUUACUCUAUCUACCGUGAUGGUCAAUAUACCCAUGUCCCUUAUCCAAUACAAUCAAAUACUGAUGAUUUGAAAAAGAAGAUUCAAGGCAAAUCUUUUCAUCAUGGUCGAUUUAUUCAAAAUUUACGUCAACAAGCCAAGAAUACCAUCAAUGUCACCUUCAAACAAAUGACAGUGGAUAGUUUGAUUCGUGAAGAUGGAUUGGAACAAGUGAUUGGUGUACGAGCUCAAGAAAAAGGCAAGGAUAUACAAGAAGAGUUUUAUGCUCCUUUGACUAUUGUGGCAGAUGGCAUAUUUUCCAAAUUCAGAAAAGAAUUUACUGAUACCAAACCAGAUAUAAGAUCACAAUUUGUUGGAUUCAUUGUUAAAAAUCUCGAUUUACCUAUGAUUAAUCAUGGAUUUGUUGCAAUUACUGAUCCAUCAGUUGUGUUAAUGUAUCAAAUUGGAUCCCAUGAAACACGUGUAUUAGUAGAUAUCCCUGAACCUGUACCAUCCAAUGCUAAUGGUGAUUUAAGGCGACAUCUUCAGGAAGUCGUGAUACCACAACUACCCAAGUCACUUCAACCAAAACUCCAAUCGUAUUUGAAUGAUGAUCAACAAGUACUACGUAUGAUGCCGAAUGGUUUCCUUCCUCCUUUUGCCAACCAAUGCCUUGGUGUGAUUGUACUGGGUGAUGCUAUGAAUAUCAGACAUCCUUUGACGGGUGGAGGCAUGACAGUGGCUUUACAAGAUGUGAUCCUACUUCAACAAUUACUGGACCGUAGUGUGAUUCCGGAUUUACACGCACAUGAUCUGGUGAUGCAAGCCAUUGAUUGUUUUCAUUGGAAACGAAAACGUCAUGCCAUGUCUAUCAACAUCCUGGCCAUGUCCCUUUAUCGUCUCUUUUCAGCUGGAUCUCAUCCUGCUUUGCUCCAAUUACAACAAGCGUGUGUGGAUUACUUUAAUCUAGGUGGUCAAUGUCUCGAAGGUCCAGUGGGUCUUUUAUCGGGUCUGCGUCGUGAACCCUGGACUCUGAUCUAUCAUUUCUUUGCUGUGGCAAUGUAUGCUGUCUAUCAACAAUGGUGCUCUUCUGGUGAUUGGCCUUGGACAAGUUUCAACAAAUCCAUUCUCUUACUCUAUACUGCCUGCAUCACCAUCUUUCCUUAUUUAUGGAGCGAAAUCAAACCUUAAUUCCACAGUAUUAGCAUAUUUACUCUAUUAAUAUUUCAACUAAUAAAAAAAAAACCUAAUAUUCUUUCUACAUUAA